Molecule: messenger RNA, 1462 nt
Organism: Pelagomonas calceolata
Lineage: Eukaryota; Pelagophyceae; Pelagomonadales; Pelagomonadaceae
Source: the annotation of a GenBank genome assembly
GUUUUGGUCGCGCUGGAUUGCAUUAAUCGGCCUGUAGCCGCCUAAGUGAGCAUCGUCGUUCUGUGCAGCAUCGAUUCUAGGGUCCUAUUGAGCCAGACAGGCUGCACAAGCUCCGCGCUGUGCUGAGACUCCACAAGCAAAGAGCAGCCCUAGCAUCGCUCGCAACGCAGCGCGAAACGCGCGCAAGCCAUGUCCAAACUCCUCAAAAAGUCCAAAUCCAAGAAAAACAAAACGCCGAAGGCGCCGAAAGCGCCGGAGCCGCCGCAAGAACCCUGGCACCGCGUCGGCCGCGGCGAGCCCGUCGACACCGUCGACAUCCCCGGCAUCGAGCGGCUCCUCGCGAAGCGGUCGGCCGCGAAGGCGAAGAAGGACUACGCGACGGCCGACAACAUCGCCAUGCAGCUGCAGCAGCGCAACGUCGCGUACCACGACGAGUCGCGCGAGUGGUACGUCAAGGCGCCGAAGCAGCCCGCAGCCGCGCCGGCCGUCGGCACGAAGCGGCGCCUCGACGAUGACGACGACGCCGCAGCGGCAGACGACGACGACGACGACGCCUCGAGCAGCAGCGAUGACGACGACAGCGAGGAGGACCGGCUCGACGACGCGUUCGUGCUGAAGAUGCAGAAGCGCCUGGCAGCCGAGGCCGCCGCCGCGGCGCCGAAGAAGUCGAAGAAGAAGAAGGGCGACCGCGAGGAGCUCUCUUCCGACGAGGCGGCCGCGAAGAAAGCACGGAAAGAGGCCAAGAGGGCACGGAAGGCUGCCGAGAGCGACGUGGCACAGCCGAAGAAGAAAAAGAAGAAGUCAAGUAAGAAGAGUACAUAGAGUGGUAGUUACAAUAGGGUGGGAGGCGUCCGCGCGCACGAGCGGGCGACUCGUCGUCGGGCCCGCGGCAAAUCAGGGUGCCGCGGGCCGUCAUAUACGAGUCGACCGGGCACGCGCGGGGACGCCUCGGGUAGAAAAAGCCGCCUAGGCCGCGUCGUCGACGGCCUCCUGGAUCGCGUCGAUCACGCGCUGCGUCUCCUCGCCGGUCUGGCACUUGCCCUGCCCGCGCGUCGUCUUGGAAUGGAUGAGCUGGCCCGCGCACGUGACCUCGAAGUUACCCGUCGUGCCCGGGUCGCCGACCUGCUCUACUGCGACAUCGUCCCCGAAUUCCUGCUCGAUCGUCUGAGCUAGCGCUACUGAGUAGCGCUUAUACCCUCAGCCGCCGCAGUACUGGAUUUGCACGGGCACGGGCAUCUUGUCGUCGCUGCAACCAAGUAGGUUACCCGUUGUGGCGUUGGCUUCGCCGCCUUCGCCGCCCAGGAAGUUGCCCGUGGUGACGUUUGGUCACAGAUCGUACGCUGAGCUAACCACCGGCUUCGGCGGGCGCAGCGCUCUUCUGCGACAAGUGUCAGGCUUCCGGCACGUGUUAAUUUGAACGGCGCGGCACCUGGUAACCGGUACGGCCAAAACUGCACCUGAA